AACUUCACUUGAAGUUCCAUAAAAAAAAUCUGGAAGAAGCGCAAAAGACCGGAGGCAAAAAAAACGGCGACCAGAUGGCGGAAGUGAAAUCGACCGCCGGGGACGUCAUGGACGCGGCGGCCAGCAGCGCCGGGCAGAGCGCUGCCAGGGUGGCCGAUCUGCUCCGUGGGUUCCUCGCCGUGCAGCAGCGCCGCGCCGAGGCUUACUCCAAGCUCCGAAGUGGGUUUUCUGAAUAUAUGGCUAAUGGAGGUGAAUGCGCCUAUCAACAACUAUGUGGGAAUGUUACAGCCGAAUUUAAUGAUUGCUCAACACAGAUUCUUGAAAUGGUGUCCCUCCUGUCAAAGCCAAGUUUUUGUCGUGGAGAUCUUGCCAACUUAUUGAAGGAUGUGCAAGCAUGUGAGAGAGAUAAGUUGCAGCUGACAGCUAGGAUUCAGGUGUUGAAGAAGGCUGGCCGUCCUUCGGAACGCCUGGUAAACCAUGAGCACUGCAGGUCAAGCAGCACGUCCCAGCAUGUGUGUGCGAACCUCAAGGAGAUAACCGAGGCUUCCGGCACGGAGGACGCAGAGGCGGACGCAGAGUAUGACGCUGCUCUGAAGGAGGCAAUACAGGGCAUUCAAGAGGCAGUGACUAGCAUAAACGAGCACAUGGAGGAAGUGCGGUACGAGAUCGACGCCCUCGAGGCUGACACGGUUGACAGCAGGCUGAGUGAAGUCGAGGAAGCGUUCCCGGAUGCUCUGUUGAUAGAGUAGAAGAGUGAUAGGUGCUUAAGUCUUACUCCCUCCGUUUCAAAUUACUCGUCGCAGAAAUGGAUGUAUCUAGAACUAAAAUACAUCUAGAUACAUUCAUACUUGUGACAAGUAAUUCGGAACGGAGGGAGUACCAGGGAAGGGUUUCUAUUUGGAGAGUUAGAGCUGUUUUCAUAUUGUUUAUUUUUGCGACAAGUGAAAUUGGAUAGCCUGUUUCUACUAACAACAAACAAAUGAGUGUGCUAGCUAUUUGAAAGAGGUGAUAUGAAGAUUUUAUUUUAGCUAA
Molecule: messenger RNA, 1032 nt
Organism: Triticum aestivum (bread wheat)
Lineage: Eukaryota; Viridiplantae; Streptophyta; Magnoliopsida; Poales; Poaceae
Exons: 4
Coding region: 75-749 (224 amino acids)
Source: RefSeq, a predicted model, not a curated record